Molecule: messenger RNA, 621 nt
Organism: Ziziphus jujuba (common jujube)
Lineage: Eukaryota; Viridiplantae; Streptophyta; Magnoliopsida; Rosales; Rhamnaceae
Product: 23 kDa jasmonate-induced protein-like
Exons: 3
Coding region: 1-621 (206 amino acids)
Source: RefSeq, a predicted model, not a curated record
AUGGGAGACGCUGUGUUUGGUAACCCCAUCACAAACUCAACUUUAGGACUGCCUGAUUUUAUAGAUAGGAAGAAUAUACACCGCAUAGACAGAGCUCGUAUUGCUCUUAACUUGAAGAAUGCAGAGGAAAAGAAUGCCAAAGCUGAACAAUCUGAGGUUGGACUGGGAACACUUUGCCUACUCUACAAUGCCACUGGGGAUGCCAUAAGCUAUGUUACCCACAAGAAUUGGACUGGACGUAUUGGAGCUUCUCCAUAUCCAAUGCAGAUUGCAAAUGGACAAUGGGCUGCCUUUAUGCAUGUUGCUAAGCCUGUUCACUCUAUUGGGGCUGUUGUGUACCGUGGCAAGGACCCUCAAGGGGUUGAUUGUGAUUGGAUGGUGUCAUGGGACAACUGUAAUGAUAAAAAUAAGUGGAACACGCAAAUAUAUUCAGAGGUCCGUGAAAAAAACCACUUCUCAAAUUGCGAUUGGACAGUAGUAUAUGAUAAACUGCAGGUUAGCGGCGUUUAUCACGAUGGCGUUGAAGACAAAGACAACUGGAACGGAUGCUCCUUAUCUGCAUGCAUUGGUGAACACAGAUUCCCCAUACUUGUGGCAGUAUUUACCGUACAAGAUGUUUGA